Molecule: messenger RNA, 5806 nt
Organism: Peromyscus leucopus (white-footed mouse)
Lineage: Eukaryota; Metazoa; Chordata; Mammalia; Rodentia; Cricetidae
Gene: Mtmr3
Product: myotubularin related protein 3
Exons: 21
Coding region: 332-3949 (1205 amino acids)
Biological process (GO): regulation of autophagy; dephosphorylation
Molecular function (GO): phosphatidylinositol-3,5-bisphosphate 3-phosphatase activity; metal ion binding; protein phosphatase binding
Source: RefSeq, a predicted model, not a curated record
UGUGUGGCCGCUGCCGCCAUGUUGUUGUGGUUGUGAGAAGGCGGCGGCGGCGGCGGCGGCGGCAGCGGCGGCGGCGGCAGCGGAGUAGCCGGCGGAGACGCUCCAGCGGCCCAGGCGCUGCCCCACGCCGGCCCUGGCUGGCAGCCUGGUGGGGUGGCGGAGGAGGCCGUGCGGUGGCGGGCCUCGCCAUGUCCUGCCACCUGAUUUCCUUGUGAAACCCUGUAGAAGAAAAAGUUCUCAGGACAAUAUUCAUUUGGUCUCAAGCAGAAGAGAAAGAAGAGCCUUGUUAGAGCCUGGAGAAGGACAGGGUCUCUCCUGCCCUGGCCUGGUCAUGGAUGAAGAGAUGCGGCAGAGCCUGGAGUGCAUCCAAGCCAAUCAGAUAUUUCCCAGGAAGCAGCUGAUUCGGGAGGACGAGAAUCUUCAGGUUCCUUUUCUUGAACUUCAUGGAGAGAGCACAGAGUAUGUGGGCCGUGCUGAGGAUGCCAUCAUUGCCCUUUCUAAUUACAGACUUCACAUCAAGUUUAAGGAGUCUCUUGUUAAUGUUCCAUUACAGCUUAUAGAAAGUGUUGAAUGCCGUGAUAUAUUCCAGCUUCAUUUGACAUGCAAAGACUGCAAAGUUAUCAGGUGUCAGUUCCCAACCUUUGAGCAGUGUCAAGAUUGGCUGAAGAGAUUGAACAAUGCAAUCCGACCACCUGGUAAAAUAGAAGAUCUCUUCUCAUUUGCAUACCAUGCUUGGUGCAUGGAGGUCUACGCCAGUGAAAAAGAACAACAUGGAGACUUGUGCAGACCAGGGGAGCAUGUAACGUCAAGGUUUAAGAAUGAAGUGGAACGGAUGGGUUUUGAUAUGAACAAUGCCUGGAGGAUUUCCAAUAUCAAUGAGAAAUACAAAUUAUGUGGUAGCUAUCCACAAGAGCUCAUAGUACCUGCCUGGAUCACUGACAAAGAACUAGAAAGUGUGGCAGGCUUCCGAUCCUGGAAGCGCAUCCCUGCUGUCAUCUACAGGCACCAGAGCAAUGGAGCUGUCAUUGCCCGCUGCGGACAGCCGGAGGUUAGCUGGUGGGGCUGGCGAAAUGCUGAUGAUGAGCAUCUGGUGCAGUCAGUGGCCAAAGCCUGUGCUUGUGACUCUCAAUCAAGUAUCAGCAAGGUGUCCACUAGGAACAGUUGUCGGGACUUUCCCAAUGGCGGAGAUCUUUCUGAUGUGGAGUUCGAUUCCUCUCUGUCAAAUGCUUCAGGAGCAGAAAGUUUAGCUCUCCAGCCACAAAAACUUCUGAUCUUGGAUGCACGUUCCUAUGCAGCAGCUGUGGCAAAUCGAGCCAAAGGAGGAGGCUGUGAAUGCCCAGAGUAUUACCCAAACUGUGAAGUUGUGUUUAUGGGAAUGGCAAAUAUCCAUUCUAUCCGGAGGAGUUUCCAGUCUCUACGACUGCUGUGCACACAGAUGCCGGAUCCUGGAAAUUGGCUUUCAGCGCUUGAGAGUACAAAAUGGCUCCAUCACCUGUCUGUGCUCUUGAAGUCGGCACUUCUUGUAGUGCAUGCUGUGGACCGCGAUCAACGCCCAGUGCUAGUGCACUGCUCAGACGGCUGGGAUCGUACGCCCCAGAUUGUGGCCUUGGCUAAGCUCCUGCUGGACCCUUACUACCGAACAGUAGAGGGUUUCCAAGUCCUUGUGGAGAUGGAAUGGCUGGAUUUUGGCCAUAAGUUUGCUGACCGGUGUGGUCAUGGGGAGAACUCAGACGACAUGAACGAGCGUUGCCCAGUGUUUCUGCAGUGGCUUGAUUGCGUUCAUCAGCUUCAGAGGCAAUUUCCUUGCUCUUUUGAGUUCAAUGAAGCAUUCCUUGUGAAACUGGUACAGCAUACCUAUUCCUGCCUCUUUGGAACAUUCCUGUGCAACAACGCCAAGGAGAGAGGGGAAAAGCAGACUCAGGAACGGACAUGCUCUGUGUGGUCACUUCUUCGGGCAGGCAACAAAGCUUUCAAAAACCUACUGUAUUCAUCUCAGUCAGAAGCCGUACUAUACCCCGUGUGCCAUGUGCGGAAUCUGAUGCUAUGGAGUGCAGUAUACCUUCCCUGCCCAUCUCCAUCUGCUCCCACAGAUGACAGCUGUGGACCAUACCCAGCCCCAGGCACCAGCCCUGAUGACCCCCCCUUGAGCCGGCUACCCAAGACUAGAUCAUUUGACAAUCUGACCACAGCCUGUGACAACAUGGUGCCGCUGGCCAGCCGGCGCAGCAGUGACCCCAGCCUGAAUGAGAAGUGGCAGGAGCAUGGGCGCUCACUGGAGCUGAGCAGCUUUGCUGGAUCUGGGGAAGAGGCGCCUGCCGUGGACAGCCUGCGGAAGCCCAGCAGGCUGCUCGGGGGUGCUGAGCUCUCUGUAGCAGCUGGUGUGGCUGAAGGGCAGAUGGAGAACAUUUUGCAAGAGGCCACCAAAGAGGAGAGUGGGGCAGAAGAGCCUGCCCACAGGGAGCACCCUGAGGUGCCAGAGGUCAAAGAGGAGGCACUCCUAGCAAAGGAGAGCAGGAUGGUGGCUGAGGGCUCAGAUGUCCUUUACCAAGAAUCCAAGCUGGAUGAUGCUACUCUAAGAAACCAUCUAGACCCCAGCCUGCCUUUGUUCUCACAGGAUAUUCCUCAACAGCAGGAUGGGCACAAUGUUCUCUCUAGUUCACUCCAGGCCCCCCUCAGGGGAGAGGACUCCCAGGAGGUCCCUGUGGAACAGCCUCAAGUAGAGAAUAUUGCAGAGGACAGGGAAAAUGUAGCUCCUGCUCUCCCGGUAGAUGCAAAAGUUGGCCUUGGUACCUCACAGUCUAGUUCUCUGCUGCCUUCCCAAGUCCCAUUUGAGACAAGAGGAUCACACACGAACAGCUCCAUGCACAUGUUACUAGAAGAUAAGGUAAAGUCAGAGAGUGGGCCCCAGCUCCAUCACAGACCUUGCCUGGCAAGCAGUGGUAGGUUCAGUGGCAAGGACAUGCUUCCCAUGGCUCCAGAGCCCAGGUCUGCUGAGAGGCCCCAAUGGGACUCUGUGCUAUAUAGGACUUCAUCCCCUGGCAACAGCCUCAGCCUGAUGCGGGCUCCUUGUGCCUUGCCGUUAGACAAAUGUAGACAGGGAAUUGUGUGCAACGGUGCCCUAGAGACUGAAAACAAGGCUUCAGAACAGCCUUCAGGGUUUGGCACCCUGCAGAAGUACCCCACACCCAAUGGGCACUGUGCCAACGGGGAGGCUGGGAGGAAUAAGGACUCCCUGAGCCACCAGCUAUCGGCCACCAUCUGCAGCUCUGCUCACUUGUACUCAAGGAACUUGCACCACAAGUGGCUGAAUAACCACUCAGGGAGGCCAUCUACUACCAGCAGCCCUGACCAGCCUUCCCGCAGCCACCUGGAUGAUGAUGGCAUGCCUGUAUACACAGACACAAUCCAACAGCGUCUACGUCAGAUAGAGUCUGGCCACCAGCAGGAAGUGGAGACCUUGAAGAAACAAGUCCAGGAGCUGAAGAGUCGCCUGGAGAGCCAGUACCUGACCAGCUCCCUGCGUUUCAAUGGGGACUUUGGAGAUGAAGUGACUUCAAUCCCCGACUCGGAAAGCAAUCUGGAUCAGAACUGUUUGUCUCGCUGCAGCACAGAGAUUUUCUCUGAAGCCAGCUGGGAGCAGGUGGAUAAACAGGACACUGAGAUGACCCGUUGGCUCCCUGACCACCUGGCUGCCCACUGCUAUGCCUGUGACAGUGCCUUCUGGCUCGCCAGCAGGAAGCACCACUGCAGGGACACUGACCGUGUUGAUCAAACGUGGAAUUGUGGGAACGUAUUCUGCUCCAGUUGUUGUAACCAGAAGGUUCCAGUUCCUAGCCAGCAGCUAUUUGAACCCAGUCGAGUGUGCAAGUCUUGCUAUAGCAGCCUCCAUCCCACAAGCUCCAGCAUUGACCUUGAACUGGAUAAGCCUAUUGCUGCCACUUCAAACUGAAGCUCAGAGACCUGAGGUGGCAGAGGCCAUGCUGCUGUUCCUUUAACAGGCUCCUCCAGAGCCGGGGCAGUCCGAGAGGCCCAUACACUUUGGAAUGGGGGCAUAGAACAACCUGUACAGAGAUUGGGAUGUACCACUGGAUUGUAAAUUGAUUUUUGUUUCAUCUUCCCUUCCCUUCCCUUCCCCCACGCUCCCUCUUUGCCUUCUAAAAAGAAAAAUGUCCCCAGUUGUCUCCUUUUUUUUUUUUUUUUUUUUUUAAUGGAAGCCCAGAGGUUGCCAGGCCCUAUAACUGCUGAGCUGUUUGCUGUCAGGCAUGCUGAGGGAUGGCUCAGUGCUUCCCAGUGGAAGGAGCCAGAAUGAAGAAUGAGACAGCAAGACAGGAAGUCAGCCUACCGUUAGUGACCAUUCCUCACAUCACAGCUGUGUCAGAGCUGACCGGUAACCCUUUGCUGCUGGGGAGGCUGGAAGGACCUUUCUGGAGAGUGCUGUUCCUGAGAGAGACGGGGCUUCUUUUGAGUUACUGAGGGCUGGGUGGCUGACAUGUUGGCCCACAUUGAUUCCAUCUUUAACUUGACCAGAUUGGGUAGGGCUCCCUUUGCCUCCUUUGGCUUCCUAAACAUCUAAAGGUGCAGACUGGCCAGAAUGCAGUGUCCUGCUGAUGUAGUCAAGGCCUGCACUGAGCUAGGCACCUGUGAGCUCUCGCUGGGGCCUGGUCCCACAAACAAUCUCUUCCUCGGCCAACACAGGGAAAUCCAGACUCAGGGUUCCACAAGUCCCCCAUUCCCAAAGCAGACCAAUCAUGCAUCUCCCCUUGAGGGACAGAGUCCCACAGUUACAAAGCUCUCCACACAAUCAGCCCUCCUCUUCCCCUACUUCUGGGGGCAGAAGGAAGGACCCAGGAGUCCCCUGUCCUGCUUCUGGCUGUCUUGAGUGGUCACAUGUCUGGCUUUUGCUACCAGUGAAGAGUCACUUGGUGACUUUAGGAUUCUUAGAAAAUGGCAUGAGGAGAUUUGGGGUACCUUUCCUCAGUGACCUUUGAUGGGGUCCAAAAAGAGCCUUAAACCAGUAAUUAUCUGUGGUGGAGGUGGGUGUGGGAAGGGUGGAGAGCAGUUCUGGUUGGUUGUGCUUUGAAUUGCUGGCAUCUAUGUUUGUGCCUUCCCCACCCCCGGGGCCAUGCUUGGCUCUGCUAAAAGCCGCAAACAGAUAGCAGAGCAAUUGUAGUGUGAGGGCUGGGUGAGAUUGGGGGGACACCUCAGUUCUAGCCUGGCCUGUUGCCAUGCCCCUCUCCUUUGGAAACUGUUACCUGGCCAUGGGUGUUCUGUGUCUCAGGAAGGUGGUUCUGCAUGUUCCCCAGUGGGUGCAAGAAGCCCAGAAGCCUUCCCCAGCACUGUUGGCUGAAACGAAGCCCAGGGUAUCAGAGCACUGCUCAUUCCUCCAGCAGCAAGUCACGCAGAGGCCUCGUCGAGUGAAACAGGGUCAAGUUUUCCUCCACGCUUGCUGUGGUCUGGAGGUGCGGGUGGGGGAAGGUUGGCAUAACUGAAGAUUGUGAAGUUCUAGUGACAGGUGCCAAGAGGUUAUGAUACGGGUUUCUUGGGUCUGUUGUACAGUGUGAAUAAAUGCUUGCAGCUCUUAGCCCCUUUUGAUCAAUGAAGCACUUUUUUAUUAAUAUUUUCUUUGUAUGUAAAGGAGGAACCGUAACUCUCCGUAGCUGUACAUAUAACCCUUUUCUCCUAAAGAGGAGUCAAUGCUCCUAUAUUUUUCAUUUUUUUUUUUUGUCAAAGCAAGAAGUAAAUACUUUAGAAUUGUUAAAUAUAUAGAUAAAGUGAAUAAAGUUGAGUGUCCGCACGGUGGCAUCUG